AUGCUCCAUCCAUUCAUAUUCCUGAUAUUUGUGGUUCCUCUGUCCUCUCCUUCUCCCAUGACACCAAACCCUUUAAAAUUUGGAUGCCAACCUGGCAACCCAAAAGAAUGUGAAAAGGCUUCUUUUGUGCCUGGUCAUACCUUGCUGGGAGAAGGGUUAAAUAUUGUAACAAUGAAGAGAACCCAUGCUUUCCUCCUGGACCUGCAGAGCUAUAAAAAGAAGAACAAAACCUGCACAUUAUGUAAAAAUAUCCAUCAUCAAAACAUCCUGGAGAAAAUUCCAAUAGCCAUGAUCGACUGGCAACCCCAGACUUCAUGUUCCAAAUCAAUCACUAGCAGCAUCUCCCAUUCAAAAGUAACACUGGCCAACCAAGAAACCUCGUCCAUUUCCAAUGACUGGAAAGUAGGGCUCAAUGUGUCUGAUCCAAUAAAUAAAGUUUCUAUGGCAAGUGGAGGUUCCCACUCUAGAAUGGCAGAAUUUGCUACAACAAAAUCUAUGACUGACAAAUACCAGUUCCUCAGCAAUGAACUUCAAUGCUUAUUCUACAGUUUCCGUCUUUCUUCAGAUGCACCCCUGAGCCCUGAUUUUGCGAAGACCCUACGCCAACUCCCAGCUUCUUACAACGCGGCUACCAAAGAGCAGUACCAUAAUCUCAUAUCAACAUUUGGAACCCAUUACAUCACCCAAGCCCAGGUAGGGGGACGAUUUAAGGAUGUCACUGCCGUGAGGACCUGCCAAGUGGCUAUGAAUUCCCUGAAAAUCAGUGAAGUCAAAGAUUGUCUGGCGUUGGAAGCAGCGGCAGCUACAAAAGUCAAAACAGAAGAUGUCAGUGGCGAUAUGACCUUUAAUUUGUGCAUGGAAAAGGCAAAAGAACUGAGUCUAGGAAACAGUUUUCGAACAAACUUUGAUGAACGAAUGUUCGAGGUAAAAGGUGGGAAAGCUACAUUUAAUCUGUUUGAUGAGAAAUCAGGAGCGACGCCUGAAGCAUUUUCAGCUUGGAUGGAGAGCCUCAAAACUAUUCCUGAUCUGGUUACCUUUUCCCUGAGCCCCAUUCACAAUUUAGUGAGAUUUAGUGGUCCUCAGAAGGAUAAUCUCAAAUUAGCUGUCAGUAAUUAUAUAAAUAGGAUGGCUUUACAUAUGAAAUGCUCCUGCUCAGGAAAUUCUCACCAAAACCAUAAUGGGGACUGCUCCUGUUUCUGCCCAGCAACUAAAUAUGUAAACUCAGAAUGCUGCCCAACCAACAAAGGCCUGGCCCACCUGGUACUAAAUGUUGAUAAGGCAACUGGUCUAUAUGGUGACUAUUUUGGAAAAUCAGAUGCCUAUGUGAUACUCAAGUUUGAUGACCAUGAAGAGAAGACAAAAACUGUGUGGAACAAUGAUAAUCCCGUCUGGAAGGACAGUUACCCAAUUGGUAUGGUGGAGCUCAGUGCUGUGAAAAAGUUCACCAUAGAGGUGUGGGAUGAAGACUAUGGGUAUGAUGAUGAUUUACUUGGCAAGUGUUCUGAGCCCUUGAUGUCAGAAUUUAAAAAAAAAACCUGCCGUUUGGAUUAUGGAACUUUAUCCUAUAGUCUUAAUGUCACUUGUGUCACUCACCUUCAGGGUAACUUCUGUCAAGACUACAGACCAGUUCCACCCUAAAGUAUUUUAUUGUUGGGUUACAUCUGUCUGUCACCCACCAGUAAACAAACGAGUGGCAGAAUCUUCUCUAGAAGACCUAAUAUGCCCUGCUUUUUCUUCCACUGUUUUAUACUGUUGCCCACCUAAAGCCAUCUUUUUUUGUUAUAUGUGAAAUGUUUUAACAUAUUGGGCAAGAUUCGGUUCAGUGAGAAAAAGGUUUAUCAUGUGAAAAUUUCAUGGACAAGAUUCGAUUUGAGAUGCAAUUCAAUUCAGAAGAACGUAUCUCAUGGGUUAUCAAGCGAAAACUCUGUUGGU
This is a messenger RNA of Xenopus laevis (African clawed frog), 1932 nucleotides long. RefSeq names its product perforin-1 (gene prf1.4.L). The record is from RefSeq and is a predicted model, not a curated record. The coding region runs from base 1 to 1638 and encodes 545 amino acids. The transcript has 3 exons. Lineage: Eukaryota; Metazoa; Chordata; Amphibia; Anura; Pipidae.